AUGAAUUUGAAUUUGGAAGCGGUUGUCGAUUGGGCAGGUAGGGGGCGCGGCCGUCGCGCUAGUUUCGCGGCGGCGGCGCGCGCGCCCCCCAGUGCGAGCGCCGCCUCUGCGGCGCAGCAGGCGAGCGCGAGCGCGCUGCGCAAGCAGAGCUACUCGCUCUUCCUCAAGCAGCGGGCCGUGCUCUUCUCCGCCAAGAAGUGGAAA
Molecule: messenger RNA, 204 nt
Organism: Iphiclides podalirius (scarce swallowtail)
Lineage: Eukaryota; Metazoa; Arthropoda; Insecta; Lepidoptera; Papilionidae
Source: the annotation of a GenBank genome assembly